AUCAUGACAUUAAUAAACGUCAUGGACAGAGAAAGUAUUAAAUAAUUAAAACAAUCAAAUACCAUCAAUCCAUAGACAAUUUACAUAUGCCAGUUUAAUGUAUUUUCCGCUUAUUUACAGACAUGCGCAGAAAAAUAUAGAACCCUCAGUAAAAACUCAAUUUAUUUUCUAAAAACAUCACACCCUGGCUCGUUGUACGUUCUGGCAUUCUAAACGCACCCCUCUGAUAGCAUGAUUUAUGUCAUGUUACGAUUAUUUUGACGUGUUUAGAAUUUAGUUUUAGACUCAAGAUGAAUAAAUAAAUCUGAGGUUUCACUUGAUCGGGUUAUAAAAAUCUUUAAUUAGGUUGAACCAGUAUAAAUUAUUUUCGUAAAUAUGGCUUCGUCAGAUCCUAAUAGGGAUGUUGAAAAAACAAAUAAUGAACCAUCCAUUAAAGAAAAUUGUGAAGAGAAUAUAUUAGAAAAAUAUAUUUAUGAUACUGUAUUGAUCAACAUUUUUAAAUCUCUAGAUGAACAUAAAGAAGAAAUAAGAAAAAAGGAAAUAUUAACUGAAAAUAACAUGAGCAUAUAUAGAAACAACCAUUCUUUGGUAAUAAGAAAACAAGAUAAAGUUUCAGGACCGGAAGAGAUUUUUGAUAUAGAUAGUAAAUCCAUUUUCGAUGAAAAGUGUCCACCAGAUUCGUAUCGUCAAACUUUUGUAUCCAAAUCCUUUAGAAAAGCAGAAUUUAUGGUUUAUAUAGCUAUAAAGUAUACUGUGCCCAUUUUUGAUGAUUCAGGUCAAAGAUUACCGCAAGCAGCUAUCGAUGGCGAUAUAGAAAGAGGGACUUUUCUUACUAAAGUUAUCAUCAUUCUUAUAUUCCAGCUAAUUUUAUUAAUAUCAUUUGUUUCUGCAAGCGUUUGGAUCAUACCAUUACAAAAUUUAAUAAAAGACAAUCAUACAUUGUUUUUUUCUAUAUGGGCCCUAGACUUUGUACUGUUUCUAAUGAUGAAUUUCUGGGAAAGUGCUAGAAAAAAAAUUCCAUAUAAUUACAUUAUAUUGAUCAUAUUUACGCUUUGCUCAGCAUAUCCUUUGGCAUAUUUCAAUAUUUAUUUAAACACUCCCAAAUUAUUAUUAUUAAGUUUUGCUGGAACUGUAGUGAUAUUUCUUUUACUCGGUAUCAUAUCAUGUAUAAAAUGUCAAUGUUCUCCUUUGUCAUACCGAUUACAGCAUAGAAUUAGCAUACUAUUAACUGUUUUUCUUUCCGUAUUCGGCAUAUUCGCAGUAAUUCAUUAUUUUUCCUCCGGUAAUAUUUUUAUAUUCUAUAUAUUUACGUGCAAAUUUCUACCUAUACAAAUGUUCUUCACUCUGGAACUGCUUCAACUAAUUUUGGGAACAGGAGGAUGUCAUGCUAUGAAAACUGAUGAACCAGUUUUUGCUGCUAUUAUGAUAUAUGUUUAUAUUAUUACAAUGGUAGUUAUUUUACUAGUAUUAAUGCAAGGGCCAUAUCGAUAAAUACAUAAUAUUUAACAAAAUAACUAAUAUUAACUACGUGUUUUAUUUUGUGUUUAGUACAAUGACGGGACUUUCAUAUUAAUACCUGCAACUAUAGUCUAGAGAAGAAAGGGGUGUAGUAAUUUAAUUUGCAGAACGUAAUACAGAUUCAAGAGGUAGACAUUUUAUAUACUCAUCUUUCAAUGUUUAUAUAUAUAUAUAUAUAGUCAAAAUGGAAAUUUAAAUACAUCUGAUAGGCAUAAUGUGAUGUUUGUUUAUAUAUUAUUAAUUUAUUUAAACACUUAUUUUAUAACACUUAUUAUAAUUUAUACCUAUAUACAGGGUCUGUAAAAG
This is a messenger RNA of Psylliodes chrysocephalus, 1824 nucleotides long. Lineage: Eukaryota; Metazoa; Arthropoda; Insecta; Coleoptera; Chrysomelidae. The record is from the annotation of a GenBank genome assembly.